Messenger RNA from Cooperia oncophora, 717 nucleotides. The record is from the annotation of a GenBank genome assembly. Lineage: Eukaryota; Metazoa; Nematoda; Chromadorea; Rhabditida; Trichostrongylidae.
AUGCCACCCACCUUCAGGUGCGGCUUCCUCCAUGGUGUUGAUAUCACGGAAGGGCGACCAGGAGUCCACAAUAAGUUUGUUGAAGAAGUCUUCUCUGAAAAAGGUUCAAAAUCUCACAAUGGUUACCUCUUUGGUGCGAAAAUUGGUGAAGGAUCGUACGCGAAAGUCAAGGAAGUCGUUGAUGAGACGACAUUGGUACGACGUGCCGUAAAGAUAAUUAAGCACAAUCGGUUACGAAAGAUUCAAAACGGACAAGAGAAUGUGGAGCGAGAAUUAAGAAUUCUCAAUAGGGUGAAGCAUGAGAACGUGGUCCGAUUGAUAGAGGUUUUUCGACGGGAAAAUAAGAACAAACUCUAUGUGGUGAUGGAAUUCUGCAUGGGUUCUGUUCAACAGCUCCUCGAUACAUCACACGAGAACAGGCUCUGUGACGCAGAUACUCACCGAUAUUUCGUCGACUUGAUAAACGGCCUCGAGUAUCUCCAUUCGGUUGGAAUUGUUCAUAAGGAUAUCAAGCCAGCUAAUCUUAAUUGGGCAAUGAAUGGUCUGGUGCUAAUAAAAUCAGUAGCGGAUGGAGAAAGUAGAAGAAACUUCAAGAAAUGCUCCCUGAAUAGGAUUCGUAAUACCGAUCUCGUCAUUGAGCCAUGCUAUACAAGAAAAGCGCAUGUUUUUGCCGUCUGGGCCGUGAGCGAUGCUAGGAAUACCUAUAUUGGGACUUAA